Molecule: messenger RNA, 5694 nt
Organism: Lytechinus variegatus (green sea urchin)
Lineage: Eukaryota; Metazoa; Echinodermata; Echinoidea; Temnopleuroida; Toxopneustidae
Product: stress-activated protein kinase JNK-like
Exons: 14
Coding region: 518-1927 (469 amino acids)
Biological process (GO): JNK cascade; protein phosphorylation
Cellular component (GO): nucleus; cytoplasm
Molecular function (GO): JUN kinase activity; ATP binding
Source: RefSeq, a predicted model, not a curated record
UUAGAACAACAUAAUUUUAUGUAUACGAUCUUCCGAUGAGAAAAGGGCAAGCCGAAAAAACACAGAGAUUUUCCUCAGGAGAGUGAUCCAAGUCUUCUCUAACGAUGUUACAUUGAUGAACAGUAUACGAGAGAAGAGAGAAAAUAUCCACCUUCCUAUUCUCGGCAGCCCUGCGCUUCCUAUGCCAAUAGAAGCAAUUAGACUGCAGUAAAGGGCCCUGUGAAAUAGACAAAUCCGAUGCAGACGCAACCGGCAAUCGUUGGGCUACAGACUCUUAUGAGAUUUGGUUUUGUGACCGGGAUCGGGAAGUUCAUGAUUCGUGACAUUCUGCAGGAGUGAAGGACGGUUAUGUUGUAUGUUUUCAGGUGUUAGACUUGGCAGGUAACCUGUAUUUAAGAGAGGACAGGCCUAUUUCUUGUUGAUCUGCAGUAGACCUACGCAAAGUGGCAGCCAUUUUGUGCUGCUCUUCCAAACCUAAACUCAUUCUCUGUGUGUGCAGCCACUACUGUCUAGUCAGAUGGCAGGCACCAAGCUAACCAACCAUCAUCAGUUCAACUAUCAUCAACUCAAUUCACAGUUCUACCAUGUUACCGUCGGAGACACACAUUUCCAGAUCCUCAAGAGAUACAAGAACCUCAAGAGCGUCGGCAGCGGCGCCCAAGGUCUAGUUGUAGCUGCCUACGAUGUCCUCACAAACCAGAGUGUCGCUAUUAAGAAACUAAGUCGACCGUUCCAGAAUGUCACGCAUGCCAAGCGAGCGUACAGAGAGUAUAUCCUCAUGAAAUUGUGCAAUCAUAAAAAUAUUAUUGGUCUCCUAAAUGUGUUCACGCCGCAGCGGACGUUCGAUGACUUUGCAGAUAUAUACCUAGUGAUGGAACUAAUGGACGCUAGUCUGGUCCAGGUUGUUCAGAUGGACCUGGAUCAUGAGAGGAUCUCCUACCUUCUCUAUCAGAUGCUCUGCGGCAUCAAACAUUUACACAGUGCAGGGAUUAUCCACAGAGACUUAAAACCCAGCAAUAUAGUAGUAAAGACAGACUGUUCGCUGAAGAUCCUGGACUUUGGUCUAGCCAGGACAGCUAGUACUAGCUUCAUGAUGACCCCUUAUGUUGUUACCAGGUACUACAGAGCACCAGAGGUCAUCCUAGGCAUGGGAUACAAAGAAAAUGUUGACAUCUGGUCCAUAGGCUGUAUAUUCGGUGAGAUGAUCAGAGGGCAGGUCAUGUUCCCCGGCUCAGAUCACAUUGACCAAUGGAACAAAAUUGCCGACCUCCUCGGGACACCAACAGACAUGUUCUUAAGCAGACUACAGCCCAUGGUCAAGCAGUAUGUAGAGAACAGGACAAAGUGUCCAGGAUAUUCCUUCGAGAUGCUGUUCCCUGAUGAACUCUUCUAUCAGGCAGAAAGUAGUACAGAGAAGACAAAACUAUGUGUUGCACAAGCGAGAAAUUUGCUCUCAAAAAUGCUCAUCGUGGAUCCAGAACAGAGGAUAUCAGUUGAUGAAGCACUCCAACACCCCUACAUCAAUGUAUGGUUUGACCCAGGCGAAGUAUAUGGACCCCCUCCAAUUCCCUAUGACCAUUCGAUAGAUGAGAGGGAUCACAGUUUAGAAGAAUGGAAAGACGAGAGAGAGCGUUCGUUAGAUGAUUGGAAAGAGCUGAUGUUCAAAGAAGUGAUGAAUGCGAUGUACCAGUCAAACUCCAUCAUGCUCGAUCCUGUUAGCGAUAUGAUGUCAAAAGAAAAUGGACAUGAUGAGCACCAUCCAGAUCACAGACAAGGCAGGAAUUCAUCAAGUAGUAGAGGCUACCUCAAAGGCCACGCCCACUGCGAGCAGGGGGAGGAGCUUCAAGGAGCUGCAUCGGCAGCAGGGCCCGCCCCCAUGGCUGCCGCAGCAGCAACAGCAGCGACAGGAGCCGUCUCAAAGAGGUAGCCAGGAAUGACCUCACUAACCUUUGACCUGGGACCGAAGCCAUUGCCGCAACCCCUUCAUGUUGUUACUCUCACAAACCGUCUGUCGUUGCGUUGGCUGUCUCUCUGUGGGAGCACAGCUGUGCGAUCACAGAUCGUUGAUUACUUCGUUUUGAUUCUCAAAUAUUCCUGCCUUCUCCUCAGUUGUAGCAUACCUGUAAUUCUUGGUGGAUAUAUUGCAAUCUUGAUAAUGCCAGCCUAUUAUGGAAUUAUCAGAUGUGUGUGUUUCUAAGGUUGCUCUUUGCACUUCUUUUGAUAAUAUCACUAGUUGUACCCAGUCAUUCAUAAAAAAAAGAGAAUGUUCCAGAUCAAACGCAGGUUAAGUCGUGUGACAAGUGGUGCCUGUAAUAUCAGGAUACAUAACAGAUACUUAGUUUGAGCGCUUUUAAAGUUCACUAUUCACAGACAGAAGCAUGAGCUUGGCCUUACCGAAGGCUAAUGACACUUGCCAAAUCUUUCAUUUGGUCUCUUUGAUAUUUAGAAAUUUCAAUCAUGUGUCACACAAAUUAUGGAUUAUAUCCAUUCUUCUGAGUUGGUUAAUCAAAACCUUAUGUUAUGCAUCUAGUCCUUAUUGUUGUAGGUUCCUCUCUUUGCUUACGAAGAGGCAUAAACUUGCUGUUACUGCUGUGAGUUGAGCUAGAGUUUAAAUCUUCACUUAUUAGAAUGUAAACAAGCAGGGUUGUUGUCUUUUAUUUAGUAGCACAAUGUAAUAUCUCACAUUGGGAUAAAUACAGGAUAUAUUUCAUUGUCUGCCAUGAAUGAGUUGACUGAAAUUUAUUAACUUAGCACUGAAAGAAUCUGAGGUGCCUUGAAUACAACAACAUGAGGGGUUGGUUGGUGGCAGAAGGUCGUAGGUAAAGUUAGUCACUUUAAGGUACAACAGCAUGGUCUCCACGAUGUCCUUAACACCUUUAUGUUUUUUUCUUAUUUUCAUUGCUACAAAGUCGUUUGGAUCCAUUGCUACUUUUGCAAGAGUAGCAUCUAUGUUUACAAAAUCAUGUACUAAUGAAAAACGAAGAAAUUGGGAGAGAUGUAUAUCCCUCCCUUGUUAUAAAAAUUGCUGUUCUAAAGUUGUAUGUAUACAAGAGAAGUAAUAACUAUUAUUAUCUUAUAAGAAUAAAAAUAACUAGAAAGCUUUGUACAUAUUGUUGAUAGAGAAAACGAGUCAGGAGCUCUGUGUGCAUAAAGUCUUCGAUAGUGAGUCAAAACUGCUAAACUGCCGGAUGGAGAGAAAAAAAUAUUGCCAAGGGGCUUGUUGUUGCAAAGUGUGUCAGCGUAACAGGUUCUGUAUUGCUCUAUAAUUUUAAGUUAUGCAUUACUGUUGUCAUGGAAAGAGCGAAGCAAGCUGGUAGAAAUCAUGCUGUACUUGUUUAUAAUAUGUCCAGUUGUGCCCCCCCUUUUUUUUUUAUAGUGUUUAUGUCUGAAAAUUGUUCCUGUGUAGUGCAUUGAAUGCACUAUGGAGUUGAAUGUCUUAAAUUAUGACAAUUUCGAUUUUUGUAAUGAAGCUGUUGGCGAAAUCGGAUGAUGAAAGAUAUUAUACAUGUAUUUGUCAAGAAAUUCAGUUCAAAUAAGUCAAGAUUUCAAAAUACAGAUUGGAUAAAUGGAUAAUUUCCAAUAGUGCAAAAGCAAAAUGAAAUUUCAUCAUCCAGAAAUGGUCAAAAUACCCUCUAUUGCCAUGACGAUUUUUUCUCAAAAUAUUCCUCAUGCAUGGUUUGGCUACAGCUGGCUUGUAGGAAUAGGGCCAAGCAUUUUAGAUUCUCUCCGAGUGCUUGCGUUCGGGUUGUGCAUUCGCACGAUGCAACCAUCAAAGGGGAAAUACAUUUGUACUAAAAAUUUUUGUCUAGGUUGUAUAUAUAUAAAUAUAUAUAUCUGUUUUAUGUGAAUGUCCUUUCAUUCUGCGUGAUGUCAUGAAACUGUUCGCACUUUUCCUUGUUUCCCUGCUGCCAAGUUUCAUGUGAACAACCCCUUUCCCCAUAGCAUUCCAGGUUAGUAGCCACUCAAGCCUGCUAUGACACUGCUUGAAAAACGUCUGUUUAGCGAUAUGUAAACAAGACAUCUUUGUACCUCAAUUUUGAGUUAUCGAUGUGGUGCCUUGAUAAGCAUACAGCAAAAAAUAAUUUAUUCACUUGUCGUUUGUGCACUUAAUCUGGGAGACAAAAUGCCCCAAAUGCUUCUUUGCAUUACGAUAUUACAACCUAAGAAAAUUGUUUAGUUUUUUCCAAAGAUUUAUUUGGUAAUUCUGUCAUGAUAUCACACUUGCUUUUAUUUAUUCUACUACCUUAUGCAUUCUUAAAAAAAAUGUCAACAAUUUGUUUAAAAAAAAAAGGAAACUUAAUAAUGGUAGUGCAAAAACUUAUCACUGCAAAACAUAUAUCAUUCUUGUUUGCCUUUCAUUAUAAAUUUUUUGGCAGGCACUAUGUGUUCUUUAAGUUCAAGCCAUGUUUUGUUGUCAUUGCAAUGCUCUUAAUAUUCCAAAGUUUGCUAAUUCAAAGUGAAUUUGUUUUUUUUUGGAUAAAAAUCAGAAUUUAAAACUAUGGCAGCAGCUUCUCAAUAUGAUUGAUCAUUCAAAUAUCAACUUCUCUUCGCCUCGUUCAUUCUCUUCCAAAGUUUAUCAUUUUAACGAGUCAAUGCCUGGAUUGUGUGUGUGUAACUCUUGUUCGAGAAAAUCUUGGCAGCAUGGUUUCAAAUAAAAGAUGGAACAAACUUCUGAGAUUAUCCCCUUGAGUUUAGCUUUUUAAAUUCAUAUACAGAUUUCCUAAUGGAAACGUGAAAGAAAAAAAAAUUAUCUAUGAAUAUUCUGUACAAAUUUAUCUCAAGUGUGAAUAGGUUUUGUGUAUGUAUAAACAGAUUUUUGCCUCACAUAUUUGGCAAGAAAUUUGCUUUGAGGUUUGAAAAGGAAGAAAAAUUAACAAAAAAUAUAAGAGGUGUGUUGCUCCAUAUCUACGUAUUCUGUAUAAUUUCUAUAGAGUGUUAAGAUUUUAGGAAUCUCAGUACAUAGAAAAAUUAAUGAAAGUAUGAUGAUUAUUAUGAUGAUGAUAGUGGUAAAAUUGUGAAUAUUUCAACCUACAGAAAAUUGAAGAAAAAAAAAUCAAACUGUUUUUUGUGAAUGUGAAAAAAAAUGAAAUGCAGAGAGGCGCUCCAUUGUUUGAAUGAAAGCCUCAAUUUAUUUUUAUUUCUUGUUUUGAAAUUUUGAAAAAAAUAGAUGCCUUUUUCUUGUUUGCAUUUGGAGAUGAAGCAAGAAUAUUUGCUUCUUUGGAUGUCAUAAUGCCGUUAAAACAUUAACAUUUAUUUAGAUUUAUGAAUAGAAUUCCAUGGAUCCGUGAAAGUGGAGUUUAUUGAUUGAUGCACACAUUUUAUAUUUUCUGAGACACCAUUUUUUUUAGACAUAUUCUUGCUCCAUCUCCAACCAUUUUAUUCAAUUGUACUUAAUUUGAUAUCUUUAAUACUCUCUCUCUCAUUCUUUUAUUCUGUCUAUUUCCUUCUAACUUAACUCUUUGUUUUUUCUCUUUCUUUCAAAGAUCUAUGACUUUAUAACAUUCUUUAUUGCUCAAUAUAUGUUUCCUCUACAUUUUGUUGUUAUUUUCCAAGGUUUUAUUUUCCUUGUAAAAGUUAAGUCUUUAAUCAUGUAAAAAGAAACCAGAUUUUUUCUCCAUAAUUUAUUGGUCGUAUGUGAAAUACUGUUUACGUGGUGUCCCUCAUACUGUUCAAAUAAAAAUUCAGUUACAAGAA